This is a messenger RNA of Symbiodinium sp. CCMP2592, 1599 nucleotides long. NCBI's taxonomy places the organism in Eukaryota, Dinophyceae, Suessiales, Symbiodiniaceae. The record is from the annotation of a GenBank genome assembly.
AUGGAUCCGGACAUCAUGCAGCGGGGAGGAUCCAAACAAAGAGCUGCGAAACGUGCUGCACAAACUUCGGCAGCAGUUCCAGAACCCAGCCGAUUGGCGACCCACCUUCUGCGGUCAUUCGGCUGGGGGAAGAUGUCUUUGCCAGAAGUACAGGUGGUGGCUGCACUGGUGGAAGAAGAUGCAUUGGAGCCAGUGAAAGCCGAGAUUCGCAUACUUGCCAAUCUCGGCUCUCGGGGCCUAUAUCAGGGAAAUCUCCGGAGAGACCUAUUGAGGCACACUCAAAUGCCUGCUCUUGUGAGCAGCAACGUGUGUGUGCCCAUCAAGAAAGCUCUCCGGGCUGCGAUCCCGUUUUUGGACCCUGUUGACGUGUUUCGGAACGAUGGUGACAUAGCGAACUUUUGGCGAGAGGUCGGCUCCUCGCACCCUGCACUCCUGCACCAUCCCGUGAAGAAGAUCAAGAACUACCAAUCCAGAGCGGUACCGCUGAUCCUGCACGGCGAUGGAGUUCCGAUUGACAGCAAGGACAGGUCUUGUGCUUUUAUCUCUUGGAGAAGCCUGCUCUCCUCACAGACCUCUUCAAAGCUCGUCCAUGUGCUGAUAAGUGCUGUUUGGACUGAGCAGCUCGUGGUGUCUUCCUGUGGCAACACUGUGGCCAGCAUCUGGGGACACGUCGUUCGGGCCUUUGAACGAUGUUUCGAAGAAUGCAAGACGAACAAUGACUUGUUCCCGGUGCUCCUUUUUCUGACUGGUGACUUGGAAUGGUACAACACGAGUCACAACUUGCCACGGUGGAAUUCCAACUUCCAUUGCGGGCAUUGCAACAUCAGCAAAGACAAUAUGUUCGACUACAAAAACGUGGCGGAGGUUCCUGUGGAUCCAUGGCACUGCCCUCGCCGCAGCUGCUGCCCUCUCCUGCGACACCUUGUGAGCCCCAGGGGUGUGAUUCCGGACUGGAUGCACAGCAAGCACCUCGGCUUCGACCAGCGGCUGGACUACUGGCGGCAGCACAAGGGCAAUGGCAUCAACUACAUCACUCAGACCAUGGUCCUGGCUGACCCACAGGAUAUUCACUGCAGAAAGGGAUACCCUCGCUUGAAGGCCAAGGCAGCAGAAACUAAGGGCGUUAUUGCAGCUUUGGCGAGCAUCUGCCAACAGCACCUGCAACAGGACAACGAGGAGCACCAACAGAUUGCCCUGGCUUUGAGUUUCAGCCGCGAUUUGGACCAAAUGGCAGAUGGCAUCGAAGACUGGAAGCCCUCGAAAGAGGUGGCGGAUCGGAUGAUGCUCACGGCCGUUUGUCUCUUCCAGUGCAUGACGAUUUUGAAUAAGUCCUUUCUGGAGCAGGGCCAUCUGGCCUUCCAGUUGACAUUCAAGACACACUGGUUUCUGCAUGGGCUGCAGCUGGCGAGGCAUCUUUCCCCCAAGCUGACUUGGACAUACUCCGGCGAGGAUUAUAUGUCCAAAUGCAAGGGUCUCCUCAAGAUGUGUACCAAGAGCCGGACGAUGCUGACUUCGUUGGAUCGUUUCAUGCGGCAGUACACAGAUGCCAUGUCAAUCGAACUGGCAGAGAUCCUUGCACAGCCUGGACCGCCGCUCUGA